AUGGAUAGCUCUAUAGAGGAGCCGCUUUUGGCCUCGAACGCACACAACCAGGAGCCUGGAAAUGAGCAAAAUGGCAGGAUCAACACCAGAGCCUUGGUUCUCCUUUUCCUCAACGUCUUGGUGGUCGAUAUUGGAUACAUCAUCAACCUUGCCCCCAUGACGCGCAUUUUUGAGGACAUCACUUGCCGGCAAUAUUUGCACGCGUCGGGGGCGGCCUUCCUCUCCGAGGGAGGGCGGCCAGACGAGUCGCGCUGCAAGAUACCAGAGGUCCAGGGACCCGUCGCCGAGCUGUUUGGCUACCAGACGUUCUUCGACUCGCUAGUCGGGAUUAUUCUUGGUCUGCACUUCGGCGCGCUGGCAGACCGGAUCGGGCGCCGGCCCAUAUAUGUCCUCGGUCUCGGGGGCUCGUUUUUGGCGUCCUGCUGGAAACUUUACGUCUGCUGGAUGGGAUUUCCGCUACGAUAUGUGUGGCUAUCGUCGGCGUUCCUGAUACUGGGUGGCGGGGACACGGUGCUGAACGCUUGCUUGACCAUGAUCAUCACCGAUGCGACGCCUGCCGCGUUGCGGUCGAGGGUGGCUCUUUACUUUGCAGCGUCCAACCUAGGCUCUGAAGUUAUCGCGCCGCCCAUCGCGUCGUACUUUAUCGACAGCAACCCGUGGAUCCCGGUCGUCAUCGGUGUCUGCUGCAACGGCUUGGCGGUAUUGCUUGCUUCCUGCCUGCCAGAGACCCUGCCGCCGAAAACGAAACAGACAGAGACGAUCAACGAUGCGCAUGACGCCCCAGGGGAAGAUCGACUGGAACCGAUAGACGGCACUGCAAAGGACGGCUCGUUCAAGUCGACGAUCAAACACAUGCUACAGCUGCUCCAGUACAUCCGGGGCCAGCGCGCGUUGCUUCUCCUAGUCUGCGUCUUCGCGGUUUCAGACUUUGCCAGGCGGUCGAUGCAGUUUUUGGUGCAGUACGCGUCCGUCAGGUAUCGAAUGACCCUAGGACAGGCGAAUUAUCUGCUCGCGUGGCGAGCAAUGGUGGCUAUCGCAUUACACAUGACAAUCAUGCCAGCCACAGACAAGUUUGUGCAGUCGAAGCUGCGCAUGCCACCUCGGAAGAAGGAUUUGACUCUUGCGCGCAUAUCAAUAUGCUUAUACACCGCCGGCUUUGUCGCGCUAGCAUUUGCGCCUACCGUAGUGACUGUUAUUUUCGGGUAUCGAGCACAGCCGCAGGGGUUUGUUGGCGUGAUGUGA
Molecule: messenger RNA, 1242 nt
Organism: Cordyceps fumosorosea ARSEF 2679
Lineage: Eukaryota; Fungi; Ascomycota; Sordariomycetes; Hypocreales; Cordycipitaceae
Product: Major facilitator superfamily domain, general substrate transporter
Exons: 4
Coding region: 1-1242 (413 amino acids)
Biological process (GO): transmembrane transport
Cellular component (GO): membrane
Molecular function (GO): transmembrane transporter activity
Source: RefSeq, a predicted model, not a curated record